Messenger RNA from Eimeria maxima, 1287 nucleotides. RefSeq lists its product as hypothetical. Bases 1 to 1287 code for a protein of 428 amino acids. Lineage: Eukaryota; Apicomplexa; Conoidasida; Eucoccidiorida; Eimeriidae. The record is from RefSeq and is a predicted model, not a curated record. The transcript has 5 exons.
AUGUUGCCUUUUCAACUAAGAAAGGCUGUAGAAGCAGCCAAUCAGACAGCGCAGCAGCAAAUGCAGCAAGAAGCAGAUGGCAAGCUUUCCUCAGAGGAACACAGCCGUCUUGCUGAGCUGCAGCGGCAAAGAGCUCAUCUGGAGAUGAGACAGCUGCAAGCGCAAGCAGGUCUACUAACAAAGACACAAGCGCAAGUUGCUGCUGCAGGCUUAGAGUGGCUUUAUGAAGACCCUAAGAACAGCCAAGAGGCUAAGGAAAGAGAGAGGGAAUCCAAUCCGUUACUGCAACUGCAGCAACAGCGAGAGCAGCAAGCAGCAGCAGCAGCUGCUGCUGCUGCUGCAGCAGAGGCGAAGAAGGUAAAGAAAUCCCUUAAGAAGCAAAAGAAGAAAAAGAAGAAAAAGAGUAAACAUAAAAAAGAGAAGAAGGAAAAACACAAGCAUCGCAAAGGCCGCAGCAGCAGGAGCAGCAGCAGCAGCAGUAGCAGCAGCAGCAGCAGCAGUGAGAGUGAAGAGGAGAGCAGCAGCAGCAGCAGCAGCAGCAGAAGAGAGAGAGAAGCACCGAUAAAGAGGGAGCGCUCUCGCAGCAGAGAGUCGAUGAUGCGCAAAACCAACGGCAGCAGCAGCAGGCAUAGCAGCAGCAGCAGCAGCAGGCACAGCAGUAGCAGCAGCAGCAGCAGCAGCAGCAGCAGCAAGAGUAAGGUUGUAUCUACGCAUGAAAUGAUAAAAGUAAAGAUGGAGGAAGCAGAUGAUUACCCAACAAACCCUCAACCAACCAGCAGCAGCAGCAGCAGCAGCAACAGCAGCAGCAGCACCACCACCACCACCACGACGAACACCACCAGCAACAACAACAGCAACGACAGCAGCAGCAGCAGCACCAGCAGCAGCAGCAGCAGCAGCAGCAGCAAGCGUGUAUAUGGACCGUCAUUAGGGGAGGCAGCAGCAGAUCCAUUUCGUGUUGGAGAAGAUUUACUUCCUCCAGCAGCAAUCAGAAAAAAAGCAGAAAAAAUACAACGCAUGCAGCAGCUAAAACAGGCAGCAGCAGCAACUAUUAUUACUACCAGCAGCAGCAGCAGCAGCAGCAGCAGCAGUAGUGGUGGGGUAGAGGGAGAAACAAAUUCAAAAAUACUCACAGAAGAAGAAAAAAUACAAGCUAUGAGGGAGGAAGGGUUAAGGAGAGAGGCAGAGAAGCAAAGACGAUCGGAAUUAAUUCGUCUAAGAGAUGAAUUAGAAGAAAGAAUUCUACAACAAAAAAGAAACCUAACAGGAAUAUCCAUAAAUGAAUGA